ACCAACAAAGCCCACUCACACUAACUUUUAUUCUCUGUUUCUUUUCUCAAAUUCCAUUUCUCAGGAAACAUGGGUAGCAUCGAAUCCGAGAGAACUACAGUUGGAUGGGCCGCAAGAGACCCUUCAGGGAUUCUCUCCCCAUACACCUUCACUCUCAGAAACACAGGCCCUGAUGAUGUUUACAUAAAAGUUCACUACUGUGGAAUUUGCCAUUCUGAUCUCCACCAAAUUAAAAACGAUCUUGGCAUGUCCAAUUAUCCUAUGGUCCCCGGACACGAAGUGGUUGGCGAGGUGCUGGAGGUGGGUUCCAACGUUACCAGGUUCAGAGUGGGAGAAUUGGUAGGAGUUGGACUCCUCGUUGGUUGUUGCAAAAGCUGCAGUGCAUGUGAAUCAGAUAUUGAGCAAUACUGCAACAAGAAAAUAUGGUCUUAUAAUGAUGUUUACACCGAUGGAAAGCCCACGCAGGGUGGCUUUGCUGAAACCACUGUUGUUGAGCAGAAGUUUGUUGUGAAAAUACCAGAGGGAUUUGAGCCAGAGCAAGCUGCACCUUUGUUGUGUGCGGGCGUGACUGUGUACAGUCCCCUGUCACACUUUGGGCUGAAAGAGAGUGGGUUGAGAGGAGGAAUAUUGGGCCUUGGAGGAGUGGGACACAUGGGGGUUAAGAUUGCAAAAGCAUUGGGCCAUCAUGUCACUGUGAUAAGCUCUUCUGAUAAGAAGAAACAGGAGGCACUUGAACACCUUGGAGCUGACCAAUAUCUUGUCAGCUCUGAUGCCACUGCCAUGCAAGAAGCUGCUGAUUCACUUGACUAUAUCAUCGACACUGUGCCUGUUGGUCACCCUCUUGAGCCUUAUCUCUCCCUUCUCAAACUUGAUGGGAAGUUAAUCUUGAUGGGGGUCAUCAACACCCCUCUUCAAUUCGUUAGUCCCAUGGUCAUGCUUGGGAGGAAGGCAAUCACAGGAAGCUUCAUUGGGAGCAUGAAGGAGACAGAGGAGAUGCUGGAGUUCUGGAAAGAGAAGGGUCUGAGUUCGAUGAUUGAGGUUGUAAAGAUGGAUUAUAUUAACAAAGCCUUUGAAAGGUUGGAGAAGAACGAUGUGAGAUAUAGGUUUGUUGUGGAUGUUAAAGGCAGCAAACUUGAUGAGUAAAAGUAUACAAGUACGACAUGUGCCACCCUCAAUUAAUUGAACCAAGUUGCGUCUGUAUGUUAAGGAGUGCUCUGUCUUCUCUGUUUUGGUUUCACUCACUUUAUCAAUCAUAUGUUUAUCAGUUUCUCAUGAAAAGCAAAACAUACCAAACUUCUUGAUUGACCCUUAUAAUCUUGAAUUUGUUGUACCAUUUUUUAUAAUUAAAAUACAAAAGAAGUGGAUAUCGAGCGUAUGGUGGAUUACCAACUUUGUUGAGAGGAGUGUUUUGUGGGUGAUCCUGCUGAAUUGAUUUUGAUUAUUC
Molecule: messenger RNA, 1444 nt
Organism: Abrus precatorius (Indian licorice)
Lineage: Eukaryota; Viridiplantae; Streptophyta; Magnoliopsida; Fabales; Fabaceae
Product: probable cinnamyl alcohol dehydrogenase
Exons: 5
Coding region: 70-1143 (357 amino acids)
Biological process (GO): lignin biosynthetic process
Molecular function (GO): cinnamyl-alcohol dehydrogenase activity; zinc ion binding
Source: RefSeq, a predicted model, not a curated record